AAAAUAGAAUUUGGGUUGCAGUUGUUGACACUAGCUAGGUAUAUAUAUCGAAAUGCCCACAGUGCCCUCGUCGCAGGCUUUACUCUUCUUCACAGUUCACUGAGCUUCGUUGAGUUUGUUCAACCUUUUUGAAUCAAGCAUGCAACAGGGUGGAGGAUCUGAAACGGAGGUGACAUGGGAAGACCAGCAGAACAUCAACAAAUUUGGCAGAUUGAAUAACCGGUUUCACGAGCUCGAGGACGAGAUCAAAUUCGCCAAGGAAUCAAAUGAGAAUCUGGAGGAUGCAAGCAAUGAGUUGAUUCUCACUGAUGAGGAGGUGGUCCGGUUCCAGAUAGGUGAAGUGUUUGCCCAUGUGCCAAAAGAAGAAGUGGAGAGCAGGAUUGAAGAGAUGAAAGAGGUGACGAGCAAAAAUUUAGAGAAACUUGAGGAAGAGAAGGAAUCUAUUCUUGCACAGAUGGCCGAAUUGAAGCAAAUUUUGUAUGGAAAGUUCAAGGACUCCAUCAAUCUAGAGGAGGAUUAAACGCAGGACUUGUGUUUCUGUAGUUCGGUUUUUCAAAUGAUAAAGGAUUUGUUGUUGAUAUGAUUUUCCUUCUUGUUCUUUAAAGGAAUUGUUAACUUAUAUUUUUAAUACAUGAAGAAACUUGUUCCUACCA
Prunus avium (sweet cherry) is the source of this 653-nucleotide messenger RNA. It is a transcript of the gene AIP3, whose product is annotated as ABI3-interacting protein 3. Lineage: Eukaryota; Viridiplantae; Streptophyta; Magnoliopsida; Rosales; Rosaceae. Gene Ontology annotation, cellular component: cytoplasm; prefoldin complex. Gene Ontology annotation, biological process: protein folding. The record is from RefSeq and is a predicted model, not a curated record.